This is a messenger RNA of Ooceraea biroi (clonal raider ant), 2739 nucleotides long. RefSeq lists its product as uncharacterized. The record is from RefSeq and is a predicted model, not a curated record. Gene Ontology annotation, biological process: DNA integration; DNA recombination. Lineage: Eukaryota; Metazoa; Arthropoda; Insecta; Hymenoptera; Formicidae. Gene Ontology annotation, molecular function: DNA binding.
AUGGAGGAUUGGCGGACUGUUGUUAGUCUCAUGACACCGAACUUUUGGAUGGCUUCGGUGGAUCUUGAGGACGCGUAUUUGCUGGUUCCGGUGCAUCCUUCCCAUAGACGAUUCCUUUGCUUCCGAUGGCGAAAUAUAGUCUACGAGUUUACGUCUCUGCCUUUUGGCCUAUCCACGGCGCCUUACAUCUUUACGAAGAUUGUGCGCCCCGUGGUCAGAGUGUUGCGAGCAAAGGGGUUUCCGUCUGUCGUAUACCUCGACGAUUUUCUGCUCUUAGGAGAUUCAAAGGAGAGUUGCCAGAAGAAUGUUCGUGAAACACUGGACUUACUCUCGUCUCUAGGCUUUCUCAUCAAUUAUUCUAAAUCGGAGCUCGUACCCUCUUCCAAACGCAAAUAUUUAGGCUUCAUUUUCGAUUCCGUUCAACAAUCGGUAUCUAUCCCACCUGAUAGGCGGCGACGUCUUCGAACGCUAAUACUGAACAUGUCGCGUAAAUCUCGGUGCACUAUCAAAGAGUUCGCAAGCAUGCUUGGUUCACUUAUAUCUGUCUGUCCUGCAGUUCUGUAUGGACUUCUAUAUACAAAGAGGUUUGAGCGACAGAAGUUUUUGGCUCUGGAGGCCCACGCUGGGGAUUUUGACCAGCAGAUGUCAAUUCCAGUUUUCCUUAAAGAAGACUUCGAUUGGUGGCUUCGAAUUUUUUCUGACAAAAAUCAGAAUAAUACAAUCCGUUUGAGCGCUUACGCCCGUGAAAUAUUUUCCGAUGCAUCUCUAACCGGCUGGGGUGCUGCAUGUGGAGACCAGCGUACACACGGCUGGUGGAUAGCCGACACUAGGACCCUCCACAUUAAUGCGCUCGAAUUGUUGGCCGCAUUUUAUGCUUUGAGAUGCUUCGCGAUGGAUCUCCGGGGCUGCAACAUCCUUCUUCGUUUAGACAACACUACUGCCAUAGCAUACGUAAAUAAAUUUGGCUCGGUCCAGUAUCCACUCCUGUCCGAUAUCGCUCGAGACAUUUGGAAAUGGUGCGAGGAGUGCAAUCUUUAUCUCUUCGCUUCAUAUAUCGCUUCCGUCGACAAUGUUAUUGCAGAUGCGGAAUUGAGAGUCCCGGAUACCGAUACUAAGUGGUCAUUAUCUAGUCAGGCGUUUAAGCGAAUUGAUAGAGACUUUGGCCCCUUCGAUAUAGACUUGUUUGCAUCAGUGGGACCGUCACCCGGAGUGGAGAAACCUUUCCCUGGCAGCAGGGAGGUUAUCAGGGAGGCCUUCCAAUUGCAGGCCGUCCCUCCAGCAGCUCUAGACACACUUCUCGCUUCACUCUCUCCGGGUACGAUUAAACAAUAUACUCGACCUCUUCGAAGCUGGUGGAUGUUUUGCCAGAAAAAUCAGAUAUCGCCCUAUGUGCCGGAACUCAACCAGGUUCUGGAUUUUCUUUCUCAGGAGCUCCAGCACGUGGGAUCCUACUCGACCCUGAACAAUAUACGCUCAGCAGUUUCUCUCAUUUCUACUACUAUGAUCGGUAAUCAUUCGUUGAUUAAGCGCUUUUGUAGAGGUGCGAGUGUUCUUAAACCGCAAAAACCUCGAUACGAUUUCGUAUGGGAUCCUGCACCAGUUAUCGCGAAACUAGCUACCAUAUUUCCGUAUUCUUCCGUGUCGCUGGCCACUAUUUCUAAGAAGUUAACGCUGCUCCUCGCGCUCGGCUCUGGUCAGCGUGCUCAAACAAUAUCAGCUAUUAAGAUUUCGCACAUAUCUUUUUCUCCUGAUAAGGUUAUCAUUCGUAUACCAGAUCGCUUAAAGACGUCAGUCCCCGGUCGAUCGCAACCGCUACUUACCUUCCCCCGGUUCUUACAGUGCUCAGAGCUAUGCAUUGUCUCUCUUCUCGAACAUUACAUUAACAUCACCGAGGGUCUUCGUGCACCCGAUUGCGACGCUUUAUUUCUAGCUUACACGAAACCCCAUAAAGCUGUAGGGGUACAAACGAUCAGUCGUUGGAUUCGCGCGGGACUAGAAGAUUGCGGAGUACAGGGCGAUUUGUUUUCUGCUCAUAGCACUCGUCAUGCAUCGACCUCGCUAGCCGCUCGAAAUGGAGUGGCUCUGGAUAUCAUUAAACGGGCUGCAGCCGGGUAUACUGUCAUACACAUGCAGUUUGGAACCGUCAAAGAAAAUGCACCGCCAAUGAUCGGUACAAUUCCCUCUAAUUAUUUGAAUGCUCAUGUCGCUAUUACUAGCGUCAAUGAGCUGAGGAGAUUCCAGUCAUCGACUUGCACUUCUACUCAGAACCAUCCUCAUUCCACUUUCGUGUACAUCAUCAACCUGCUUGUCCGAGAAAAUAAUUGUCUCACCAGUAGCAGUUAUAUGUCCUCCGGCGCCAGUCCAGCGCAUCUUACUAAUGCCAAUUGGACACGUAAAUUGCACACCGUUCAGUCGGACUCCGUUCAGUCGGACACACCGCUCAGUUGGACACCGUUCAGUCGGACACCGCUCAAUCGGACACCGUUCAAUCGGACACCGCUCAAUCGGACACCGCAAUCGGACACCGUUCAAUCGGACACCGCUCAAUCGGACACCGCUCAAUCAGACACCGCUAAAUCGGACACCGCUAAAUCGGACACCGUUCAAUCGGACACCGCUCAAUCGGACACCGUUCAAUCGGACAUCGCUCAAUCAGACACCGUUCAAUCGGACACCGCUCAAUCGGACACCGUUCAAUCGGACACCGCUCAAUCGGACACCGUUCAAUCGGACACGUAA